AUUUACAACUGCGUUGACAAGCCGAGUCCAUGGAUCAGUGGAGGGAAUGAUACAAUGUUGCGAGUGCCAACAAUUCAUAUCAAUAUAUAUGACGCGAGAUGAAUGCAUGCUGCGCGCGCAUUUACAUCAGACGACGGAAGUGCACAGCAGAAACAUCGAGGAAAAGCGACACAGGGAGUGAAAACGAAGCAGAAUUAGUCAAUGACAGAGAGAGGGAGUAAGGGAAAGAAAGGAGAGAAAGCAAUACGGAGGCUGCUGGGUUGCUCGGUAGAGGUGGACGUGGCGGGUCGGAUUCAGUUUGAAGCCAAGCAACUGUGGCGACGGCGAGCCGAAGGCUAAAAAAGCCAUGAAUCGGACAAACCGCAGGGGCUUCAAAGAUAGGUGUUGCUCCUAACCCAAGGAAGAAGGCUUGGCAUCAGAACAAGCUGUACGAUCAGAGGGACUCUCAAGUGGGCCAAGGCUCUUUUCAGGGCAAAGUAGUACUAUUCUCUGAUUCAUUACGGGACUAACUGGAGACGGGUGCAUAAGGACUCUGCAGCCAUGGCAGAGUUAGAGACAGAGUGCAUCACGCUAGGACUUGACACGCUGCAUGCAUCAGAGUGUGGCUCACCGCCGCUGGAUCCACUUCGGCCUGAGUGCACCUCGCCAACCCUCCACCUGCUCUCGUCUGACUGCAGCACGCUUGGCACGCUGGCGGCAGAGAUUGCAGAGCCCAUGGUCAUGCUGCCUUGUGUGAAGACUGAGCCUGCAGAUGACCUGGACCCCAUCCACACCGUGGACCUGUCAGAGAUCCAGCCAUUGAGCACAGCGGAGCUGGGCCACGAACAGAUCAAGAUGGAGAUCAGUGGGUUAGACUACAUCAAGUCUGAGCACCACGUCCAUGACCUCCACUGCUUCCACAGCUCUGAGUACGAGAGCGACUCGUAUUGUAUGAAGUCUCACUACGAGCCCAGUCUGGUGUUUGACUACAUCACCCACGUGUCCGACAGCCUGGACUACAUCAGGUCGGAACAGCACGCCGACCUGCAGUGUUAUUACACCACCGAGCUCGGGGCCAUCAAGACUGAGUACGAGCCCAACCUGAUGUCCAACCACAUCAAGACAGAGAUGAGCCUAGAGUCUAUCCACAUGGCCGAGCUCCGGACCGAGCUAAAUAAGCUCAGCCAUGACGGGGUCAUGGAAGGCCAUAGACUGGACAACGAGUUCCCUGGCGCAGGAGGCCUCUACGAGCUGCAGUCCACCCAUGCUGGGAAAGGCCCAGGCCACACAAGCCCGAAAGGGCAUAGCACAACCCCACGCAAACCUCGUAACCUCAGUGGUGAGAAGCCUUUCUCUUGCACCCAGUGUGGGAAGAAUUUCAGCACUCUGGGGAACCUCAAAACACACCAGCGCAUUCAUACAGGAGAGAGGCCAUAUACCUGCUCGCAGUGCGGCAAGAGCUUCGGCCAGGCAGGGAACCUGAAGAGGCACCAGCUCAUUCACACUGGUCAGAAACCCUACGUCUGUGCCCACUGCCCCAAGGGCUUCACCAAAGCAGAUGACCUCCGCUCACACCAGCGUCUACACACCGGCGAGAAGCCCUUCUGUUGCCUUCAGUGUGGGAAGAGCUUCAGUCAGUCCAAGGAGCUCAAAGCCCACCAGCUAAGCCACACCGGAGAGAGGCCUUUCUGCUGCCAACACUGUGGGAAGAGCUUCACCAAGGAAAUGAGCUACCACAACCACCUGCAGAUUCAUACUGGCGAGAAACCGUACUGCUGCUCUCAGUGCGGUAAGACAUUCAGCAACUCGGGGGUCCUCAAAACACACGAGAAGAUACAUUCCGGGGUGAGGCCAUUCGGCUGCACACAGUGCGGUAAGAGCUUUGGCCGUUUGGGACAUCUUAAAGCACACCAGCAAAUCCACACUGGGGAGCGACCUUUCGCCUGCCUCCAGUGUGGGAAGAACUUCAGCCAGUCAGGCCAUCUCAAAGCACAUGAGCAAAUUCACAAAAGAGAGAGAUCAGACAUGAGCAGCUCCAGCAGCAGUGGUGGUAGCAGCAGCCGCAGUACUGAUAGUAGCUAAAUACCUUUAACCUCUUCAAAGUAUUAUUCCUUUUUUUUAUAUAAAUACUAUAUAUAUAUGUUUUUCCUUACACUUUUCUUACGUUUUUCAUACAUUUUGUGCUUAUUGCGUUAUGUACUUUGGGGGUCAACUUGACUGAUUUGCUAUUAUGCAAAUGUCUAUGUUGGGAUCAGUGAAGUUACUGAGGGACUUAUAGAAAACUUUGUAUCUUGUCUGAUCUGUGUUGUAGUGAGUGCCAUUCCAGUUUCUUUCCUCCAGAAAAAUCACUCAUUGUGUACAACCUUAUUGAUAACAUGUAAUUCCUAAACCAUGUACUGGAAUUCAUUAUUAAAGAAACUAAUG
This is a messenger RNA of Oncorhynchus masou masou (cherry salmon), 2403 nucleotides long. RefSeq names its product gastrula zinc finger protein XlCGF57.1-like. Gene Ontology annotation, biological process: regulation of transcription by RNA polymerase II. Bases 541 to 2061 code for a protein of 506 amino acids. The record is from RefSeq and is a predicted model, not a curated record. The transcript has 2 exons. Gene Ontology annotation, molecular function: RNA polymerase II cis-regulatory region sequence-specific DNA binding; DNA-binding transcription factor activity, RNA polymerase II-specific. Lineage: Eukaryota; Metazoa; Chordata; Actinopteri; Salmoniformes; Salmonidae.